AUGUCAGUGCCAGGUGCCGACUUGCAGGAGCGCAUCGCCGCCGCUCGCCGUGAGGCCGACGGCCUCAAGGAGAAAAUCCGCGCAAAGAAGGAUCAGAUGGCCGACACCAGCCUUCGAGCCAUGGCCAACGACAUCGAGCCUUUGCCACGUAUCGUCAUGAAGCCCCGUCGCACCCUCAAGGGUCACCUCGCCAAGAUCUACGCCAUGCACUGGGCCAACGACAAGCGCCAUCUCGUCUCGGCUUCUCAGGACGGGAAGCUCAUCGUUUGGGACGCCUACACCACCAACAAGGUCCACGCCAUCCCACUUCGCUCCUCGUGGGUCAUGACCUGCGCCUACGCCCCCUCGGGCAACUGGGUCGCCUGCGGUGGCCUCGACAACAUCUGCAGCAUCUACUCGCUCCGCGGCCGCGACCCCAACAACAUCAAGGUCGGCAGGGAGCUCUCGGCGCAUACCGGCUACCUCAGUUGCUGUCGCUUCCUCAACGACCAGCAGAUCCUCACCUCCUCUGGCGACAUGAGCUGCAUCCUCUGGGACAUCGACUCGGGCACCCGCAUCACCGAAUUCAACGACCACACCGGCGACGUCAUGAGCAUCUCCCUCAGCCCCAACCCCAACGUCUUUGUCUCGGGCGCCUGCGACGCCAUGGCCAAGGUGUGGGACAUCCGUUCCGGCAAGGCUGUCCAGACCUUUGCCGGUCACGAGAGCGACAUCAACGCCGUCCAAUUCUUCCCCAACGGCGACGCCUUUGCCACCGGCUCCGACGACGCUUCGUGCCGCCUCUUCGACCUGCGCGCCGACCGAGAGCUCAAUACCUACACCCACGACAACAUCCUCUGCGGCAUCACAUCCGUCGGCUUCUCCGUCUCCGGCCGCAUCCUCUUUGCCGGCUACGACGACUACACCUGCAACGUCUGGGAUACGCUCAAGGGCGAGCGCGUCGGUGUGCUCGCCGCCCACGAGAACCGCGUCUCGUGCCUCGGCGUCAGCACCGACGGCAUGGCGCUCUGCACCGGUUCCUGGGACUCGCGCCUGCUGGUUUGGGCUUAG
Moesziomyces aphidis is the source of this 1050-nucleotide messenger RNA. The record is from the annotation of a GenBank genome assembly. NCBI's taxonomy places the organism in Eukaryota, Fungi, Basidiomycota, Ustilaginomycetes, Ustilaginales, Ustilaginaceae.